UCCAAGGGAACUAGCGGACUAUUGAUCGUUUCCCACUGUCAGCUCAGCAUGAUCUACCCCUUCCCCGGGUACCAGAACCCAGUGCUGGCCUUCAGGCCAUUGAUCUCCUGUUUCUGUUUGCUCAGCCUGCUGUUGUGCUGCAAAAUCGGGGGGUGCAGGAGGGUUUCCCCGGGCUCCCCGGCCCCGCAGCUGACAGAUCUUCGAUCGCAGAUCUCCGGGGUGGAGGAGCUGCUGGAAGAAUUCCGCAAACAGCUGCAACAACAAAGGCACCAGCAGGACUCUGGUCAGGAGGAGGAGGAGGACGGAUGGCAGGACAGACACAAGCACGGUAAUGGCAGGGAUGCUCAGCAGACCGGGGACGGGACUGACAUACAGCGCCAGCUCCAAGAAGUGGCGGUCCGGCCGGCUGGAGAUGUAGGAGAGGAUCUGUGUAACUUUAACCAGCUGGAGGACUACAUCAUCCGUACCAAGGACUCUCUGGAGGCCGGGGCCAGCUUCCUGAAGGCUCCUGGGGAGGUGUACAGCUGGAAGCAAUGUCUGGAGGUGUGCUGUCUGGAGAGGAGCUGCUCGGCGGCCGUGGUGGAGAGAUCGGCCCGGGGGCUCGGCUGUUUCCUCUUCGAUUGCAUUCACCGGGGGCGAAACGUGUGCCAAUUCUCCCAACAUAGAGACUACAGUAGCUUCACCCUCAGCGGCCGUAAUGUCACCUCUACAUGGGAUGGCUGGACCCCCCUGAAAGCCUCCUCUGCCACCCAGGAGAGUGACAAACUACCCAUCAGCAAUGCAGGACAAGACGUGGUACUCCAGCUGCCUGUUGACUGGGUCAUACUGGAUGGACGGGAAAGCACUGAUGACCAUGCCAUAGUUCGCUAUGAAUGGACCCUGCUUCGUGGAGACCCAUUAGUUGACAUGAAGGUCACACAACCAGGGACACUGAAGCUGUCUCACUUGCAAGAAGGAGUUUAUACUCUACAGUUGACUGUGACGGACACGUCUGGACAGAAGAGCUCGGACAAUGUCUCUGUCAAUGUCCUGCCUGCUGAGCAUCAUGUAUCAGCUUCUACAACGUGCAAUGGAGUCUGCUCCCGCUACCAGUUUAUCUGUGAUGACGGCUGUUGUAUAGAUAUUACUUUAGCAUGCGACAGAGUGGUGCAGUGUCCGGAUGGCUCUGAUGAAGCUUUCUGUCAGAACUUUAGCUCUGGUCGGAAGACAGUGAUUCACAUCACUGAAAAAACAGAAAGCCACGCAGACACUGGAGAAAUGACUGACACCGAAAACAAUCCUGCUAUAGAGAAAUCAAAGGUUACUGGGAAGAGUUCCAUGUCCACAAAUAAGGAAAAGAAUCAGUCACUUUCUCAGGAAUCACCUUACUAUAGCUUGCUUAACACAGGAACCAUGGUGCGCCCUAUGACAACAGACCCUAGAGGACACCUUAAAGCAGCUUCAGGCACAGUUUCGCCAAACACUGACAAAGAUACAGAGGAAUCAAAUUUCUUUAUUUCAAAAGAUAUCCCGCAAGGAAGCGGACACCCUGCUCCAGAGACAGGAGCAGUCCUGCCACUGGCCCUUGGUUUGGCAAUAACAUCAUUACUGCUCUUGAUGGUAAUUUGUCGUCUCCGACUGGUAAGACAGAAGCUGAAGAACGCUCGACCAUUAACGUCAGAGGAAUCAGACUAUCUAAUUAAUGGCAUGUAUCUGUAAUACAAUAUGAAACAACGUCGCUUGUCUAUUCCAUGAAAUUACUGUCCAUGUAAAAUCAAAUCAGAAAU
Messenger RNA from Nanorana parkeri, 1766 nucleotides. RefSeq names its product LDL receptor related protein 11 (gene LRP11). The record is from RefSeq and is a predicted model, not a curated record. The transcript has 8 exons. Lineage: Eukaryota; Metazoa; Chordata; Amphibia; Anura; Dicroglossidae. The coding region runs from base 49 to 1698 and encodes 549 amino acids. Gene Ontology annotation, molecular function: protein binding.